Molecule: messenger RNA, 909 nt
Organism: Adineta steineri
Lineage: Eukaryota; Metazoa; Rotifera; Eurotatoria; Adinetida; Adinetidae
Source: the annotation of a GenBank genome assembly
AUGUUUACUUUUAAUCAUCGUUAUGCCUCAACUAAUGUUUCGAAGAGCUCGAGUAUUAUAAUUAAACCGUGUAAUACGCAUGAAGAAUUGGAUGAAUGUGUUGCACUUCAAAAAUUAGUGUGGAAACAAAGUAGUCUGGAUAUAAUGCCUCGUCGUUCGUUUCUCAUCGCCAAUAAAACAGGUGGAAUUGUUUUAGGUGUUUACAAUAAUCAUGAGAAUUCGCGUGUUCUGCUUGGUUUCGUAUUAUCACUUGCAGGUAUUCUGCCUGGAAAGAGUGGAGGUAUAUUUUGGCACGCCGAAAUGUCGGGAAUUCACCCAGAUGUACGCAAUCAACAUAUUGGUCAACAGUUGUUUUGUAAACUACGUGAUUACGCAUUAUCCAGAAAUAUAAAGUUAAUAAAAUAUAAUUUUGAUCCAACGGAAAUACGAAAUGCACAUAUCUACAUUAAUCGUACGGGAAGUAUCGGACGACAAUAUUCAUCUAAUCAUUAUGGCUUGUUCUCACCUUCACGAGAUCCAGUUCCAUUUGCUGGUCGACUUCACAUGGAAUGCUGGCUUGAUUCUCCACAUACACAUCGAUGUCUCGGCUUGGAUACAUCAAAUAUUAAUAGAUAUGGCACUUACAAACCAAAGAUUAUUAAAGAAGUUUCACUUCCAGCUGAAAUGGGACAAUGGAAAAGCACGAAAGAUAAACGUGCUAUUGAUGCUUAUCAAAAACUUGAUAAACAUCUAUCAGAAGCUUCUGAUCAAAAUCUCAGUGUCGUGGGGUUUCGUAAAGAACGUGAUGGUACCUCAGUUUAUGAGCUUGGAAAUUUUAAUUUAAAUGAUAUUUUGCGUUGCAAUUCGUUCUCAAACAAUCUUUCGUAUGUGAAAAAGUUUAAAAACAAUUUUCGCUCAAUGCUGACAUGA